GCUUUGAAUACAUUAGUGUCGAACAGUGAAAUCGAGAGAUCGCAUCGUUCCUCUGCGAAAUACAAGCUUACAGAUUAUUACACAGUAUUAAUACACGAUAUCAUCAUGAUAAGGUACGCAAUUCUUUUCACCGCCUUCGUUCUGGUGCAGUCUCAAAGGCCACCUUACGCCGGAAGUAGCAAGCCUUAUCCUCAAGUACUUCCACAAUAUAUCGAGGAACAAGCUGCCGCAGCAGCUGCCGCUGCUCCUCCUGCUGCUCCAACUCUCAGUGCUGCUUCUCCUACUGUCGGCGCUGCUCCAGCUUCUCCUACUGUUGCAAACCGAAUCGAUGCAAACGAAACUUCCAAGUUACCUGGAUCUUCAAGUACGACCAGCGCCACGACGAUUCCUCAGGAUAUACCCGUGGACGCCUUGGGAGACAUCGAUUUGAUAAACAGAAUUAAAACUUGGCCGAGGGAAAAGCAACCUUUCUGGUUCAUUAAUUGGCAACAGAUUCAGGCGCAUCGGGGUGACGCGAACAACCCGGCACAACCGGUUCAAACGCAACCUAACUCGAGAUCGUUCUUCGCGGGUUAAAAUAAUACAUCUUUGAGUAUUAUCAUCUCGCUUAAUUGUUUCAUUUUAGACACGCUGCUGUCGAUUGUUUACUAGUCAAAAUCUUCUUCAUUUCAUACUGAUGGUGCGACUAUUCGACACAGGAUAGAUAUCCAGUGACUUAUUAUGUAAUUUGUUAAAUUUCCUACAAAAUUAUUUAUUCUUAAUUAUAUUUUUGUAAAACUCGCUACCAUUUAUGGAGAUUAAUAAAUAUAAUAAUCGAUGUUUAGUGAAUAGAUAUUGUAAACAAAAUACGUUGACGCAACGUUGAUCCAUAAUUCUAUCACGAAGUAACACAUGUGUUCAUUCACGGAAGAUAAUGUUUUUCAAUAAAUGUGAUGAAACAUUAUGUAUAAAAUUUCACGUUACUCGUGUUUAUGAUCUCCGUCAUUAGUAACCGAUAAUAAAAGAUGGUGCAAAAAUU
This is a messenger RNA of Megachile rotundata (alfalfa leafcutting bee), 1018 nucleotides long. RefSeq lists its product as uncharacterized. Lineage: Eukaryota; Metazoa; Arthropoda; Insecta; Hymenoptera; Megachilidae. The record is from RefSeq and is a predicted model, not a curated record.